AUGAGACAAAUUACCAGGUCGAUGUUUGAACUCUUGGCUGGAUUAUCAUAUGCCCUCGUCACUAAGCACUCACAUUCUCGACCCACAGUAUGUACAUCAUCAGCAAAGAAGCAAAGUACCACCUCCGAAGUACAUACCACCACCGACGUAUGGCCAGUUCCAGUUGAGCUAUUUGAUAUCAGGGUUUCCUACGACGGACCUCACUUGUAUCGGUUUCACGACCUCAAGGGCCCAAGACGCAGAGGACCCCCUUCGGUGUGUCAUCGAUUUCGUUGUGGACCGCUAAUCAAACCUCAUUUAUACCUAAGGCCAGCUGCCAUCCGAUUCCACCUCACACAACAAACUCCAAUAGUCACGUCCGCCAUGCCUUACCCUGCCAUAUUGAACACUACCCUCACCACGGCCUAUGAUGCGAUUCCCGUGGGGGGCGACGAAUUCAUGCCAUAUUAUUCCAACUCGACGGAAAUCAUCAUGAAAGACGCUCAAGCCGUACCCCUGCAAGCCCUUGGCCACGUCAUACCGCAAGAAAGGCUCCGCGCGAACCGCAGUUAUCAACUUAGCGGUCCGCUCGGCGUAGACCCUGCCACCGGUCAAGCGACAAUCACCUUUUGCUCUGAGACUCGCACAUUUCUCGGUUGCGACCCUCCUCCACAUGCACUGCUUGCCGGGCACGCAGUGCUCACGGGCAUCGGCAAGGUGACCGAUUUUCAUCUCGACGACGUAGAGGAGAUGGGAGGAUGGCAUCUCACUGUCAAUGCUCAACACGAAUACUAUGACCCUUUGGUUUAA
Molecule: messenger RNA, 789 nt
Organism: Melampsora larici-populina 98AG31
Lineage: Eukaryota; Fungi; Basidiomycota; Pucciniomycetes; Pucciniales; Melampsoraceae
Exons: 3
Coding region: 1-789 (262 amino acids)
Source: RefSeq, a predicted model, not a curated record